Messenger RNA from Hevea brasiliensis (rubber tree), 4301 nucleotides. RefSeq lists its product as uncharacterized. Gene Ontology annotation, molecular function: transcription corepressor activity; acyltransferase activity, transferring groups other than amino-acyl groups. The record is from RefSeq and is a predicted model, not a curated record. Bases 119 to 4039 code for a protein of 1306 amino acids. Gene Ontology annotation, biological process: negative regulation of DNA-templated transcription. Lineage: Eukaryota; Viridiplantae; Streptophyta; Magnoliopsida; Malpighiales; Euphorbiaceae. The transcript has 11 exons.
UACUUGGAGAGAAAGCAUUGAGUGACUACCACUGUUAACAAAGUAUCUCUGCUCUGCGAUUUUACAGUUUCUUUCUCCUUUUGUUUAUCAGCAAUCCUUUUCAAUCUCAUUCUUUUCAAUGGCAUUGGGGUUUCAAGAACAAGACACUAUUACAACAAGAAACCGCAGAGUAAGCAAAACAAUUAAGUUUUCUAAUCAUGAAAGAGUAGAGGUAAGGAGUGUGGAAGAAGGGUUUAAAGGUUCAUGGCACCCAGGAACUGUUAUUGAUCAUUUUAAAAAUGGCUGGGAUCUCAAAUAUGUUGUCAAAUACGAUCGUAUACUUGUGGAUGAUGGGUCUGACCAUUUUAUCGAUGGUGUGCAUGUUUCACAGCUUGUGGAUGAGAAUGAUCAUACCACUGCUAACCUGUGUGAUUAUCGUGGUCGCAUUAGGCCGUUACCACCCCCACUUCAGUUUGGCAAAUGGGACCUCCAUUAUGGAAUGUGUGUGGAUGUGUGUUACAAUGAAGGUUGGUGGGAAGGUGUGGUUUUCGAUCAUGAAGAUGGUUCAGAGGAGAGGAAGAUCUUUUUCCCCGAUUUGGGUGAUGAAAUGAUGGCUCCCAUUGAUGAUAUAAGGAUUACUCAGGACUGGAGUGAGGUCACAGGAACUUGGCAGAGUCGUGGGAAAUGGUUGUUUCUUGAGGUUAUUGAGGAAAAUGAGCAAGAACACUAUGUUCCUAUUUCUACAAAGCAACUUUGGUAUGAUUUGCGAGAGAAAGACAAUUUUAAUAAGCUUGGCGAGUGGAUUUCUUCUGAUAAAGAUUUGUGGAAAAAUUUAGUGUCAGAGGCAAUUGGUGAUAACCUUGAAGUUGCUAUGAAUCAUCUUUUCCAGGUAAUAGGCCUUCCAGAAGAUGUACAGAGGCUGUUGGAGUCUGUGAAACCUUUAAAUCAUAUUAAUACAAAUCCUGAAGCAGAUUUGGCCCAAAAUCAUCAUAUGCCACUUGUUCAAAACACAUUAAAUCGCAACAUGUUCUACCCCAAAUCUUCUAGCGUGCAUUCUGUUAAAGAAAGGUCUAAUGUGCACCAAGUAGAAUGUCUUUCAUUGAAUGAUCGGUUAGCUAUGAGUCUUCUGACUGAAUCAAAUGUAUCCUGCUAUGAAAAAACAGCAUGUGUGUUACCUCAGGGUUCAUCAGUUUUGCCUUCUAAACAGGAUGGAAUUUUUGUUGCUAAUUCUAGAAGCAUUGAGGAAGGUUUUUCCAGUUACAAUGGCAAUAAAAUUAAUGGAAGUUCAAGAUGCAGAAAAUCCAGUUGGCUACCUGCUGGGCCAGACCUGGUUCCUGGAGCUGAAUUUUGCCCAGAUGCUAUUACAAAAUAUGUAAAUAUGUGUGGAAAAAGGCCUCAAAGUUCAUAUCUGCGUGUUGAUGUUAGGAAGCAUCUUGCGUAUCUGAAGUGGAAAAUUGAGUACUUGAGAGAAAGAAUGAUUAGACUUCGUUACAUCUCACCUGAUGGGAAGGUCUUCUACUCUCUUCGUGAGGUCUGUUUAAAUUUGACUAAAUCUCAUGCAGAUAUUCUUUCCUUAAUGUCCCAAGAUAAGGAUACAAAUCUGUUUAAUUGUCCAGCUAAUUCGCCUUCUCUUCUUAUUGAACAACCACCAGAGACUCAGGAAUAUGGUGUUUCUUCUCAGUCAGAUAUAGUUGCUAUCAAACCUGAAUAUUGCCCUGAAGCAGCUGUGGACUGGUAUAAAUUUGGAUAUGAGGUGAGACUAAGGAGCAAGAUGAAGAAAGAAGAUAUAACACAAAUGACCAUGAGAGCAAAGAAGCAUCUCUCAGCUUUGGGAUGGAGUUUUCGAUAUAAGAUCCAUAACGGCAAGCAGGAGUUGUACUAUAUAUCACCAGAAGGGAGAUGUUAUAAUUCACUUCGAGCAGCCUGCAAGGAUUCUAGAAAUGAAAGAGCUUCCUGGGGUCCUGCUUCUACAACUACACAUCUUGAAAGGAAAACUCUUAGCAAGACUGUAGAGAUACAGUCGGCCAGCAAGAAAAUAUCUCCUGCUUUAAAUAAAAUGCAGUUGCUGAAGCUUGAAAAUUGUUCUGCUCAGACUUCUUGUAUCUCAAUGUUAAGAAAAGUUGCUAUGCAUCAAAAAUUAAAAGUUGGAGGGACUAGAAAAAUCCAAAAGAAAGGAAAGGAAAAGUCACAUCCUGCAUUUUCCUUAAAUCAACAAAAAGCCAUUUCAGACUAUUACAACUUCCUCUCAGAGAUGAGGAAAGGAAGGAAAACUAGACGUUUGGCCAAAUUAAAAAAUAAUAAAAGAGGUACUUGUCCUACUCGUGUUCUCCGAUCAAGCAAAAGAGUGCAGCAGGUUGUGAUCCCUAAUCCCUCGCAUCAGAAGCCUCGGACUGUCCUGUCUUGGUUGAUAGAUAACAAUGUUGUGUUGCCAAGGGAAAAAGUGCAUUAUUCUACUUCAAAGGGUAGGCAUCCAAUUACAGGUCGCAUAAAUCGUGAUGGGAUCAAGUGCAAUUGUUGUGGGGAGGUUUAUGCUCUAAGUGACUUUGAAUUUCAUGUAAGUGGCAAAUACUGCAGACCAGCUAUCAGCAUCUUUCUGGAAGAUGGAAGGUCUCUAUUAGAUUGCCAGAUGCAAAUAAUGCAUGAUGACAUUCAAAAUUUUGCUGCGGAGCCACCUGAAAGGUUGAAGGACAAUUGUCAUCAAGGUGAGAAUGAUCACAUAUGUUCUGUUUGUCAUUAUGGCGGUGAACUGAUUUUAUGCGAUCAAUGUCCUUCCUCAUUCCAUAAAAGUUGCCUUGGUAUGGAGGAUGUUCCAGAUGGAGAUUGGUUUUGCCCAUCAUGCUGUUGUAAAAUCUGUGGCCAAAACAAAUUGAAAAGAGACACUGUAUUUUCUUUGGAUGAUGAUCUGGUUCUUUGUUGUACUCAAUGCGAGCGUAAAUAUCACAUUGGAUGCCUAAGGAUUAGAAAUGAAGAUAGCUUGGAAUGCUUUCCCAACGAACAUUGGUUUUGCAGCAAAAAGUGUGAAGUGAUUUUCUUGGGCCUCCAUAAGCUUCUAGGAAAACCAAUUCCAGUGGGUUCAAACAAUCUUUCUUGGACACUGUUAAAAUUCAUCCAGUCUGAUAGUCAGAAACAUGAUUCUUCUGAUAUUGAGGCCCUGACUGAGAUCUACAGCAAGCUCAGUAUUGCACUUGAUGUGAUGCACGAGUGUUUUGAGCCUGUUGAAGAACCUCACACCAAGAGAGAUCUUCUUAAAGAUGUUAUAUUUAGUAAGGAGUCAGAACUCAACCGUCUUAACUUUCGAGGAUUCUAUACAGUACUUUUGCAAAAGGAUGAUGAAUUUAUUACAGUGGCUGCUGUGAGGGUCUAUGGAGAGAAGGUGGCUGAAAUACCACUUGUUGGUACUAGAUUUCAGUAUCGUCGGCUUGGAAUGUGUCGCAUUCUAAUGAAUGUGCUGGAAAAGAAACUCAAGGAAUUAGGAGUCCAGAGACUCAUUUUGCCUGCUGUUUCUAGUGUGUUAAACACGUGGACUGGUUCAUUUGGAUUUUCAAAAAUGACAGACUCUGAGAGAUUACAAUUUGUAGAUUACACUUUCUUGGAUUUCCAGGAUACUGUAAUGUGCCACAAGAUAUUAAGAGCCUCUGCCGAAUCACUGCCAUCAAAAGUCCAUCUUGCAGAAGUCCAAUCUAGGCUACAUGAUGAUGCCAGUGGAAGUGGUGAUAAUAUUAAUCUUGAUGGAUCUAGUGUUAUCUCUGCCGUAGUUCAAGCAGACCAAAUUGAGGUUGGAAUUGUCAAACAAGGACAAGUCAAUGUUGCUGGAAGCAAUAGCUGUAGCGGUAGCGAAGGAACAGGGCCUAUUCAUCCAGUGAACCCAGUUGACUUAGAAUGUGAACCGUUUGCUGGUGAAAUCAAUCUAGAGUGCUCAGUUGAGGAUUCCACUUUCAACAAGGAAAACAAAGACAAUAGCAACAGUGCUUCAAACACUUUCAACAUGGAAACAAAAUAUGAUAUUAAUGGGGAUUUGAAGUGCUACAGACGAAGGAGGAUAUCAGCAUGUGGGAAAUGAGUCUUGAUUUUUGGUUGCAUGACUACAAAAUUGAAUAUGACCACAUUCUAAUGUUCCCUUUGGCGAGACACAAAAGAAGUGGCAUCUGCCACGAAUGAGGUGGGUCUAGUCCCUCAAAUUUUGUUUAGCAAGCUAACAAUAAAUUCUUUAGUACAGAAGGUCAAAGCUCAGUUAAACUUCUUUUUUUUUCUCUAAAAGAAAAGAAAAAACAUGGUACAUGAUUUGAAAUGAAGUGACAAAAAAUUUAAAAUUUUGCAACAAA